Peniophora sp. CBMAI 1063 is the source of this 1026-nucleotide messenger RNA. The record is from the annotation of a GenBank genome assembly. Lineage: Eukaryota; Fungi; Basidiomycota; Agaricomycetes; Russulales; Peniophoraceae.
AUGAAGAAGACCAUACCUGCCUUUCUAUGUGAUCAACGGCAAAAGAUUCCACCUGUUCCGCAGGCGGACCUCACUGGCAAAGUCGUCAUGGUCAUCGGUGCUAAUAUCGGACUGGGCUUCGAGGCGACAAAGCACUUUGCGAGGAUGAAUCCCGCGCGUCUCAUCCUUGCCUGUCGUAAUGAGGAGAAAGGAGAGGCUGCCAUCUCAGAGCUUGAGGCGGAGACCGGCUAUCAGGGCGCAGAACUACGCAUCGUUGACCUUUCCAGCUUCAAGUCUGUGCAGGAUCUAGCGGCCAGCGUCGACAAUGAUGGUCUCGCGAUCGAUAUCGUAGUCUACAAUGCAGCCGUUCUCAUGAAGGAGCACCAGACGACGGCAGAUGGUUGGGAGCAGACAUUGCACGUCAACGUUUUGUCGGCGCUGCUACUCCCAGUACUCCUCAUACCUGCUGCCCAACGGGCCGCAACUGCGCGCCCUGGCUCCAAACCACGGCUGGUUAUAGUCGGGAGUGAUGUGCACUACUUUGCCGUGAUGCCCGAGAAGGUUAUUCAUGGGCCGAGCGGCAAAGUUCUUCAUGAGCUCAACAAGCCCGAGAACUGGCUAGUGGCAUCCGCGCAACAGCCGCGCUAUAAUCAGUCUAAACUUCUCACCCUCCUUCUCGUCCGCGAGCUCGCAAAGCGUCUGGAGCAUACUCCCAUCAUAGCAGUAGUCGUUAACCCCGGCUACUGCGUAUCUGCAUUGCGUCGCAAUCUUCCAACUGGCCGUCAGCGCGUGGCUCGUUUCAUGGAGAUGGCGGUCGGACGUAGCACAGAGGAGGGUUCUCGUAUGCUGGUCUGGUCUGCAGUCGGCAACGAAGGUCGCGAGGACGAGCUGCGAGGCGCGUAUGUGAACAUCUGUAAGGUGGACGAGCCGAGUGACUUUGUCAUUUCCGAGGUCGGGCAGGAGGUUCAGAAGAGAGUAUGGGCCGAGUCGGUCGAUGUGCUUUCGACCGUAUCCCCAGCCUUCAAGCAGAUCGUGGCGCAGUUAUGA